Molecule: messenger RNA, 924 nt
Organism: Myiozetetes cayanensis
Lineage: Eukaryota; Metazoa; Chordata; Aves; Passeriformes; Tyrannidae
Gene: COPRS
Product: coordinator of PRMT5 and differentiation stimulator
Exons: 3
Coding region: 32-475 (147 amino acids)
Cellular component (GO): nucleus
Molecular function (GO): histone binding
Source: RefSeq, a predicted model, not a curated record
GGAGAAACAGCUUCCUAAAAAGAGAGAAACUAUGAUCUGGAAGCCCAGAAAAGAAUGUUUGCUGGACAACAUUCCAAACGUUCCUGAUACCGAGCCUGAGGAAAGCGAAGCCUCUGAUACCUCUCCCAGUGAAGAUGAUGAGAGUGUCUCUCCUGCCGACUGGUACAGGGUGCACUCUUACCUGGAUGAGGAGGAUGAUGAAGUCUCCAGUUUACCUGACUCUGUGAAGCUGCAAAAUGCCGCUGAGCAUGAGGUGGAGGACUGGGACAAAGAAUUGGAGGAAUUUGCAUGCAGUCCUUAUGAUGCUGAUGAUCUGUCCUGGGGAAGCUUUCAGGAAAAUAAUGUUGUGGCCUCAUACGUGUGGAAGGAGGAUUGGUUUUACCAGCCAGGCUGUCACCACGCAGCCUGCUUUGUCUCUCCACCACGAGUCAGGGGCGAGGUUGAGAGUGGCCAGUUUGACGAUGCAGAUGAGUGAGGUUGACCCUGGGCAGAAGUAAGUUUGGUUUUUGAGUUUGGAUUGUGUUCUUCGCUGACUGAGCCAUGUCAAGUCCUUUAGUUUGCUGGCAGAGUUCUGCCCAGGGCCAGAAAUGUGACACCAUCUCCCUGAGCUGUUCAUGGACUGCCCACACUUGGCUCUGGAGAUGAGAGUGCAGGUGCUGGCUGUGACAGUCACUGCAUUUCUGCGGGUUUUGUUUGUGUUGUGUAGAUCUGUGUUGUUACUAAUUAAUUGCUUGAGAAGAAGUGUUCAAUUUCUAAACUUCAGAUUGUUUAUCUGCAGGGCUUUGUGAGUUUUGCCAUGCUGAUCCCUGUGUGUCUGUAAGUUUUAGUUUCCUCUCCUUUUCACCUGAUGAUGUCAGAUGGAUUUGAAGAGCUUCAAAAACUGUCCCUCCUUUGAGCUUCUGUUGUAUUUCCAUGCGGUUCUAA